Messenger RNA from Daphnia pulicaria, 3798 nucleotides. RefSeq names its product codanin-1-like (gene dlt). Lineage: Eukaryota; Metazoa; Arthropoda; Branchiopoda; Diplostraca; Daphniidae. The record is from RefSeq and is a predicted model, not a curated record. The coding region runs from base 47 to 3568 and encodes 1173 amino acids. Gene Ontology annotation, cellular component: nucleus. Gene Ontology annotation, biological process: chromatin organization. The transcript is spliced from 7 exons.
ACGAGAUGCUGUUUAGUAUUUGUCCAAUGUUGACAUUUAAACGUCAAUGCUGACGGUUCAUCAACAUGCAAUGGCUCUUUUUUUAGACUUGGUGUCUGGUGACAUUUCGUUGAUUCAUGUCUUUACUUGGCUCACAAACGGCACUGUUCAUGAGGAUAUCAGAGAACUACUGACGAAUGAAACUGAAAAUGCCAGAUAUUCUUUUCCUGUGUUGUUGGCAAAUUUUAUCAGAGAACAGUCUUCAAGUCUUUUGAAGUUGCACAAUGUUAAUCCUAUUGAACAAAACAUUGUGUCCUCACCAAAGAAGGAAAUUUUUAUUCCAACUGUCCAUAAUUUGUCACUGGGAAGCCCCAGCCCGAAUUCCAGGAAUGGGGGGAACUUCCAAGAAACGAGGAGAAUUCGUAAAGUUACGCCACAAAGACUGGAUCUUUCAAAUGAUUCCGCUUUUCCAUCGCUCCAGCAAUCUGCCCAAAUAAGAGAAAUUCCAAAGAAACGAAGGAUCAAUCCAACUCAGCUUGUCGACAGCCCUAGAGCACCAGUGCAAUUUGGUUCUUAUUCAAAACCAAGUCCACCUCCCAUCAUCGGCAAUGCUUUCAAUCAAGCCAAAGAGCAGGCCAGUCCCAAGAGCUUUGAUCAAGAACGAGCCCUGCUCAAGGAAAAGAAACAGCAACUCACAAUCCCUGUCAUGCCAGACUUGGUAAACAACAAAUCGAAGACUUGGACUUGCGUCGAGCCGGACAUGAAUUUCGUCACUCGCCAAACAGAACUGGACCGUCUGAGUGCCCUCGUUUCAUUUUGUGUUUCACGCCAUUUGAUCUCGUCUCUAUACAACGAGAUUCACUUUUUAAUUCAGCUCCUGGUCAUCCGCGUGAGUCCCGCCAAAUUAAAGCAAGCUCAUCUGGCAGCUGGUAGUAGUCUGCUCACUCUGCUGCUUGGUAGCGUUCACAACUGCGUGUAUUUUUCGGCCAAGACACUGGAGACGCUGGAAGAGGUUUGGCGCCAUGUGGAUCCAACUACUUUGCAGCAACUGAUGCGUAAUCCGAGAUUGCUCCUCUUCAGUCCCGAGUGGGUCAACGGCAAGCUGACUGGGCUAUUCUCUUCUCUAAAAACCGAAGAUCGAAUUACUCCACAGAAAACUGUUGCCAACGUGGCGUUCCAGUCUGAAACUGACAACAGGUUCAAUUUCGCCAGCGAUUCGUCCUUUCAGUUUUUCCGGAAGCAACGCGAUCAAUUCUGCGAGGUCUGGCAGAUUUGGAAAGUCAACAGUUCCAUUCCAUCGUGGAACAUGGCCCUGGGACUGCAGAAAAUGAUCCAGUCACUGGUGGAUCUACGCAGGGAUUGCGUCAAUUACGCCCAUUUGGCCCGACUAUUCCGCUCGCAGCUGCUGAACGUGGCCCAGCUAGUCAAGCCUAUAAAUAGCGAAGAAGAACGAAACGGACCACUCGGCCAGCUCCAGUCCUCUGACCCUGACAAGCUCCGCCGACUGAGGGAACGUUUGAUCAAUCCGCCCGACAGCCGUCCGACUCGCUGCGUUGGAAGUGAAUCCGACAUCAAAAUGAAUUUCGAAGGCGAUCAAGAAUUUUUCCGCGAUUUCAUCCUGUUGGCCGCCAGCCCGUCCUUUAACGAGCACUUGAAGACCAACCUAUUGAGCGGAAUCGAGGAUUUGUCUUCCAGCGACGAUUGCGACGAUCGUGCCCAAUUCGCUGAGAAUGUCAUCGCUCUACAGGUGAUGGCCAAAUUUUUGGCAUUCCUCCAUUUCUAUCCACACGCAUCCGCCGAUCACCUGCCGGAGCACGUCUUCCACAACUUGAGCCGAUUGCGGAUGAGUCAGAGAGAACCCAUCGAUUUGGUCAGUUACAUUAAAGAAGCCUUUCACAAAGGUCGUUUGGUGCUGGUCAUCCCGUGGGUGGUAACUUACCUCACGCUGGCGGAUCCAGUUGCCUUUUCCCUUCCGGGCUUCCAUUCCGUUCUCUGCCACCUGAUUUUCAUCUACCGGAAAGCGGAAUUGGCUCCGGCCAACGCCUUCCUCGUCCGCGUUUCACUUAGUUGGCUUUUUAAUCAACCCAAUUUCCCGCUGCCGUUGCUGGCCAAGUCGGACGAGGAAUUGGUUGUCCAAUUACGUCAUCAUUCUUUGGCCGUUGACGAUCAGUUGCCUCAGCUGGAUCGGUCAACGCAUUUGGUCGACCCGAGCUUAAUUCAUCAAUGCUGCCCUUACCUCUGGUCCUGGAAGCAUUUGCUGGCCGAAUUCGCCUGUUCGGAUGCCAAGAGUAGCGGGGAAGGAAAGGCUUCCGUCAGCCGGAAAAUCACGCCCGUCUCGGCAGAGGAGAGUCCGUCGCCAGUCAAAACUCCCGUCGUCAAAUCGCUGCAACAAUCGCUGGAAGAGAAUUUCUUCCAGAAUCAGCCGGCGUCCGUCAAGCGGACGGUGGAAUUUGUGGCGGAACGAUUGGCUUCCAACGUGGUCCGCGACAUCCGCCAUCAGAUUAUUCCGCGUUUAGUCCACGACGCUCAAACGUCACUCAAGACCGGGAGUGAUUCAUUUGCCACCGUCAAAGAUCCCGUGGAAUCCUUGUGCCGGCAGCUCUGCCUCGACGUCCGGAACGAAUCGAUUUCUUCCGCAACAUCCGCCGUCGCUUCCAUCGAAUCGACGUUGACGGCUCUGCUGCCCAAUGAUCUACUACCUCCGGUUCAAAGAGUCUGUGUCGUCAUCGCUUCCAAAUUGACCCACGGGAAAGUUGUCGAUUGGAUCCACCUUCACGUUACCAAUGGUUUGUUUAAAAACGAUUUGGAAGUCGAGUUGGCCAAACUGGACAAGAACGUUAACCUCCGUUUAACUAAUACUGUAACGGUUAACGAUAAUCUUCCGGUGAUCCACGAUCCGGCCACUUUGGCUCCAUCAUUUCUCAUUGAGAGACUCAAGACUUUGAUCCGGCAAGUGAUUCGAGACGCUUGCAAAGUGACUGGCCAAGAGGUGGCCGAGUUGCUGGCCAGCACGGACGGCACAUUGCAUAGGCGUGUCGACGUGACGCCGCUCGUUUCCAAGUGCCUCCAGCAGCUGACGUUUGACUUUCUCUUUAUUCUCUGCGUCUUUCAGCCGGAAAGUGUCGGAUCGCAGACGAUUGUGGCGUGGGUAGAGUUUUGGUCGCGAGCUUAUCCGUCCAGGGAGUCGUCGGUUCCUCUGGAAACGGAAGAACAACAACCACCUGGGGCGUCGACAUCCAUCUGGCAAGUUUUGACUCCCAAACAGCUGCUGUUGCUGGCCCAAUCAACUGCUCCUAGAGAGUCUUGGACUCUUGUCUCAACUUUGCUCGUCCAGCUGAUGAAGGCCGGCCUUAUUCGCUACAAAGACGUCCAGGAGCAAGCCGUGGCCGUCGUCCGUCAAGAAUGGCCCCAGGAGCUGCUGGGUCGAUUUGCGACUUGCGUGAGGGACAUUGUCGACUGGCACAGCAGCCGGCCCAAAAGUGAGUCAUCCGGGGAGAAUCCGGACUGCAGCAGCAGCAGUGCGGACAAUGAAGAAGACGACGGACUUUUGAGUUGGUUGUCUUGGUUUUGUGCCCAAGACGACUUGUAAAAUUGGGUUGGGUUGGCCCAUAACUUGUGUUACUGAAUUAAAAGACACUGGACCUCAAACUUGGCCAUUCCCCCCCCCCCCUCUCCUCCUGGAAAAAAGAAAUGAAAUUUCCAAAGUUUCCGUUGUCCACUGAAAUUACAACGCACUUUUGGUAAAAGGGUAUGUUUUGUUGGUCCUCUGGUUUUCUUGGAUCGAAUUCAAUUGAAAUCAAAUGAAAUUUUCAGCGACUA